Molecule: messenger RNA, 573 nt
Organism: Spodoptera littoralis (African cotton leafworm)
Lineage: Eukaryota; Metazoa; Arthropoda; Insecta; Lepidoptera; Noctuidae
Source: the annotation of a GenBank genome assembly
AUGAACUCCUUGGUCGCACUGUUCUGCUUGGCCGGUCUGGCGCGGGUCGCGUACUCUCAGUACGCCUACCCAUGCGCAGCAGCAGCACCAGCCCCACUUCUCCUACCAGCCCCCGCGGCCCCCGCGCCCCUAGUCCUCCCGGCCCCCGCAGUAGCCCCCGCCAACCCCUGCGCCGUGCCCCCAAUACUCGCCGCCCUAGCCCCCGCACUCCCUACCCUGGCACCUGCGUUAGCUAACACAAUCUCAGCAUCAAUCGCCGCGUCGCUACCUCCUCUGCUUGACGCUGCUUUACCUACAGUGCUGACCUCUGUGUUAUCUGCCGCUGGACCUCUACUAGAGGCUGCGUUGCCCCCAGGUUGUGGUUGUGCCCCAGCUCCUUUAGCUCUCCCUGCCCCUCUCGCUUAUGCUCCCCCUGCCCCCCUCACUUAUGCUCUCCCCGCCCCUGCUCCCUGCGCUGCACCCGCGGUGACAUACGCUGCCCUCCCCCUCCACCCCCUAUGUACGCGGCCCCCGCUUGCGGAUGCGCCCCAACUUCGUGUUUGUGUUACUAAACAUGUUGCAAAUUGUUUCUAA